GGAAUGAAGAUACAUUGUACCUGCAAGAGGAACUUCUUUUCUCGAGUGAAGAAACUCCAGGUUGGUCAAUGGAAGUGUAUUGAGAACUUCUCAGUUACGCCAGCUACCGGAAAGUACAGAGCAACAAGCCACAAGUACAAGAUGUCCAUCACAGGCAGUACCAAUGUAACCAACUCCGAUCUGAAAAUCGAUGAUGAUUUCUUGACGUUAACUCCUUUACAACCAAUCAUGAAUGGAAGUCUUGAUUCAAAUUUUUUAGUUGAUGUUAUUGGUCGUGCCAUUGAUAUUGGUGAUGUUCAAGCUGUACAAGUAGGUGGGAAAGAAAACAAAAGGCUGGAACUUACCUUAAUCGAUUCAGAGGUCCCAAAUAAUGAGCUUGCAAUCUCAAGUGGUAGUGAUGAGAUUGAAAAACCUAAAGUAAUCAAACGCCAAUCUGAGAAUUGGUCUAUUUACCCAGAUAGAUCUAUACUGGAUAUCUUACAAUCCACUGAGGUUUCUUUGUUGAGCAUUGAAAGCGAAGACACGAAAGGUGCAUCUUUAACUCCAGUCUCCAAACGUUCAGGAAGUUCAAUGGAGAGUCAAAUAGAUGACCUUACUUCUGCUUCAAAGAAACAACGCUUUAAGAACAUCAAGCUGGAAAAGAAUGAUGGGGAGUAG
Molecule: messenger RNA, 657 nt
Organism: Eruca vesicaria subsp. sativa (arugula)
Lineage: Eukaryota; Viridiplantae; Streptophyta; Magnoliopsida; Brassicales; Brassicaceae
Source: the annotation of a GenBank genome assembly